GGCGGUUCGGCGCCUCGCAACCACCCUCUGGGUACCCCUCCCUGGACGGUACGGCCGCGUGGGACAACGUCAGCGUUGCGGAUACGGAGCCGCUGCCGGGUGCGCCCUCGGAUCGCCGCGGGGGCCGGCGGGGCGGUCGGCGGCGCAACGGGGGGCUGCUGGGCCUGGUACGGCACGUGGUCGGGUUUGUGGGUGUGUCGGUGCUGAGCGGGGCGGCCAUGGCGCUCGGGGCGGCGGCAGUCAACACGGGUCUGGACGAGCAAGAAGCGGCGCAGAGGGCUCGCAGUCGUGGGCCCAAGCGGGUGGGCCGAGGCGGUGGCGGCGACAUGAUCCCUCAGAGCACGCUGCAGCAGCUCCGCAGCCCCGAUCUGCUGGCGCUGGGCAGGGGAUAACUCUUGGUGAUGGUGUUGGUUCGCAGCCAGUGGCAAGCAUGGAAAGCUUUAAAUCGAAGGGAAGGGAGGAGGACUCUGAAGGGGGAAGAGGGUAUCCUGGUACGGCGGCCGCGUGUUCCUCAGCGGAAGGGGUCAAUGCGCGCCGUGUAAUGAUGGGGUUGGAUGUGCGGACUGCAGAGGUGGUGGGAAGAGGUUGGAUGGUGGUAAGGGGCCGAGAGGUAGGUGCGUUGGUAUUUGGAAAGGGCCGAGAGGUAGGUGCGUUGUACCGUACGCGUGUGGUUGUGCAUGGCUUUCUGUGAUGUGACAAGCGUUGUGUGAGAAGCAUACUUGUUUGCCAAUGUGGUUGCUGUUGAAGGCUUGUAGUUGGCUGUGUUGCUGUCAUCAACGGCACCCCGUAGCGCAGGUGGGCUAGCAUGUUGGCGUCUUGGCUGUUACAUUAUUGAGGAUUGUAGUUGCUGUGGUGUAGGUGCUUUGCUGUUGUCUCUCUGUCCGGCUGCCGUUCUACUACCGGGGGAGGGAACGUUGAGGGAACGUUGAGGGCCUGUUUUGGAAGCUGUGAGGGAAUGGACAGCUCAUACUGGAGCACUCUUAUGUAACACUUAUCCG
Messenger RNA from Astrephomene gubernaculifera, 998 nucleotides. The record is from the annotation of a GenBank genome assembly. NCBI's taxonomy places the organism in Eukaryota, Viridiplantae, Chlorophyta, Chlorophyceae, Chlamydomonadales, Astrephomenaceae.